AUGUCUCAAAAGAAUAUUGUCAUUAUUGGUGCUGGAGUGGCAGGACUUACAACUGCCCUCUUGCUUUCCCGCAAGCCGGACUACAAGAUCGUGGUCGCUGCCAAACAUAUGCCCGGCGACUACGACAUCGAAUACGCAUCCCCGUGGGCUGGUGCAAACUACAUGCCUGUCUCGGUUGGUGGAACUGAAGCUGCGAAGUGGGACGAGGACACUUGGGGACCAUUGGCGGAUCUCGCCAAAAACCACCCCGAGGCUGGUGUCCAUUUCCAAGACUGUGAAAUUCAUAGCCGUGCCAAAGAUGUUGGCUCUGCGACCGCAGAUUGGUUUGCUGAGCUUUUGUCCCCGAAUCCCUGGUUUUCCAAAGUCGUCCCCAAUUUCCGGACCCUACCCAAAGAAUCACUUGGCCCCGGCAUAGACUCGGCUACCAUCUUUACCUCGGUGUGCAUCAACACAGCGAAUUACCUCCCCUGGCUUGUUUCUCAGUGUCUGAGAAAUGGUGUUGUGUUCAAGCGCGCUAUUUACAGGCAUAUCGGCGACGCAUCACUACCUGGUGUGCAUCCAGCUGGGAAGGUGGACCUGGUGGUUAACUGCACAGGUCUGAUGGCCUCCAAGCUCGGCGGCGUGGAAGAUAGUUCUGUUAUACCCGCACGUGGACAGAUCGUGGUCGUCCGAAAUGAAGCAGACAAGAUGCUGGAUGUGUCCGGAACCGACGAUGAAGACGGCGAAGCCUGCUACGUAAUGAAAAGAGCUGCUGGAGGUGGCACUAUUCUCGGCUGGUCGUACCAGAAGGGCAACUGGGAAUCACAGCCCGAUCCGAACCUGGCAAUUCGCAUCAUGAAGCGUGCUGUCAAGAUGUGCCCUUCACUAACAGAUGGGAGGGGUAUUGAGUAUUUGGAUAUUAUCAGACAUGGGGUAGGGCUUCGACCUAUCCGAGAGGGAGGCACCAGAAUUGAGAAGGAAUGA
Molecule: messenger RNA, 963 nt
Organism: Penicillium macrosclerotiorum
Lineage: Eukaryota; Fungi; Ascomycota; Eurotiomycetes; Eurotiales; Aspergillaceae
Product: FAD-dependent oxidoreductase
Exons: 5
Coding region: 1-963 (320 amino acids)
Molecular function (GO): D-amino-acid oxidase activity; FAD binding
Source: RefSeq, a predicted model, not a curated record